This is a messenger RNA of Purpureocillium lilacinum, 378 nucleotides long. The record is from RefSeq and is a predicted model, not a curated record. NCBI's taxonomy places the organism in Eukaryota, Fungi, Ascomycota, Sordariomycetes, Hypocreales, Ophiocordycipitaceae.
AUGUUGGGCACCUGGCAGCACGGCUAUUGGCGACGAGAUCUUGGUGUGAAGAACGGCUCUGCCAGUUCGCGAAGACCAGGGGUAUCGCCCAAUGGGCUGGCUUUGAACCCUGUUCAACGACGUCGUCUCAGACAAAAAGAGAGGGUGCGCCCCGCGAACCAUUUGCCGUCGGCAAUAGGGCUGAACGCAGCAAACGCCGAGACCGCCGGUCGCGACGCCCGCCACCGUGGGGGAGGCGGCGGGCCGCUGCAGCCCGUCUGGAGCGUCGACGUGCCUCCAUCACCAUCACGAUCUGGGGCGUGGGGUCCGUGGUUUCGAGAGCAUGGCGUUUCAGACAGAGUCGUUUGCAACCGCAGUGCAUUGCAUUGCAUUGCUUGA